GCUCCGCCCGCCCGGGCACCCGGCGCUCCGGCAGCAGGGGGCGGCUGGCCGCUGUGCCAUGCGGGGCCGCUCCCGCCUCCUCCCCGCCAGUCCCGCGGCAGGUGCCCGCGGCGCAGCCCGGUCCCCCGCCGGCUCUGCCCUGCGCCCGCAGCCCGGCCUCCCCGGGGAGCUGCCGUGCGGGGCGCGGCGGGCGCCUUGCGGACCAGGAAAAUGGGAGCCAUUACUGCAGUGUGACCAGUGUUCCCGAGUGACCAGCUAAGAUCCCUGUGGGAGGAAGGAGAAGAACAACAUGGAUGGGCUCCUUGAACAGACCAGUGUGUUAAUGCACAGUAAAAUCGCUGAAGCUGGGAAAAAGAAUGGCUUAAUUAACACCAGGAACUUAAUGGCGGAGAACAGAGAUGGCCUGGUCUCUGUGUACCCAGCCCCACAGUACCAGAGCCACAUCGUGGGGAAUCUCGCUGCUCAAAGCAGGAACGACCCGGUGCAGCAGCUGCUGGACCCCAAUACGCUCCAACAGACCGUGGAGUCCCACUACCGCCCCAACAUCAUCCUCUACUCGGAGAACGUGCUGCGCUCCUGGGGGGAGAGCGUGAGUGCCGAGUGCUGCGAGACCACCUUCAUCGAGGACCGCUCCCCCACCAAGGACAGCCUGGAGUACCCCGACAGCAAAUUCAUCGACCUCUCCGGUGACGACAUCAAGAUCCACACCCUCUCCUAUGACGUGGAGGAAGACGAGGAUUUCCAGGAGCUGGAGAGCGACUACUCGAGUGACACAGAGAGUGAAGACAAUUUCCUCAUGAUGCCCCCAAGGGAUCAUCUCGGCCUCAGCGUAUUCUCCAUGCUGUGCUGCUUUUGGCCGCUGGGAAUUGCUGCCUUUUAUUUGUCGCACGAGACGAACAAAGCAGUGGCCAAGGGAGACUUCCACCAAGCAAGCUCCAGCUCCCGGCGAGCACUCUUCUUGGCCGUGCUGUCAAUCACGAUUGGAACUGGCAUCUAUGUGGGGGUUGCCGUGGCGCUGAUCGCUUACCUGUCCAAGAACAACCACUUGUGAGGCUCAGGAGAGAGGAAGAACCACCUGUGCAGCUCUCUGCAGUGCAGAAAACCACAGCUGCUCGGACGCCCAUGAGACACACAUGCUGGUGCUGGAUACUGGAAAGACAGGAAAGUGGGUUGAUGGUUUAUGGUGCACACAUCCUGCAUCUUUUCAUCCUCCAACUCUUCUUUGUUUUACGCAACACUGUGUUAAAAGAAUCUCGCUCCUACUGGUGAACUAGAACUUUGCCCCCACCGCUGGUUUGCCCUGGCUUGCUAGUUAAUCCGUUAGUCUGCGCUGCACUGAACGCUACGGGAGCACACUCAGCUACUGGUUCUUAGAGGAGCGAGUCCUGACACGGAAGGUUUUUCUUUGGACGGUAGGACGCGUUUGCUGAAGGGUGAGCUAGAGGCCUCAGCAUAGAGUGUUGCCUAAUCUUCUUGCAUUCAGUAGGCUACCGUAAGACGAAAAAAGAGAAAAUGAUUUUCCUUUCCUGCUCUUGGUUCAUUUUAAAAUGAAACUAAUGGGGUGGGGCCAUGCCUAGCGACAGCUACGCACAUACACGCUCAGUGCACGGAACGUGACGUUAGUCUAGCAUGGGAUCUGUUGUAAAAUUAAUCCUUCACGGCAGUCAUGCUGCGUGAGUGACGCUCCUGAAACACGUAACGCAGGCAGGCAGCCUCCGCCUCCCUCAGGGGACUGUGCAGCAGCUAAAUACGAUCAACCCUCGGCAAUAUAUCCUGGGCAAGCGGGGAACUAACAAAGGGAAGGACCACUUUGUAGCCCACCCCGGGGCAGACUCGGACACAGAACAGCAAAGGAGGGCACUCAAAGUCCAACAUCCUGGCACCCCAGCUCAUUCCUAGAAAUCCUGCCCAGCUGCCCCCGAUAGACAACUGAAGUGGUGCACUGUGAAGGAACUAAACAUUGUCCUCAUUUCACUGGCCACAAUAAGAGGCUUGUUUGCUUUCUGACACCCCCACCCCCACCUUUUCUUUUUCAAAUCUAGCAUUUCUUUCAAGGGAGUGGGUUGACCGGAGUGCUAUAUGUAUAUAAUAAUGUUGAAACAUUGAUCAUUGCAAAUGGCUGUUUUAAUAUUCAUUCAUUUGGGUUCUGUCAGCA
Molecule: messenger RNA, 2155 nt
Organism: Mauremys reevesii (Reeves's turtle)
Lineage: Eukaryota; Metazoa; Chordata; Testudines; Geoemydidae
Gene: SYNDIG1
Product: synapse differentiation inducing 1
Exons: 4
Coding region: 290-1051 (253 amino acids)
Biological process (GO): positive regulation of synapse assembly; synaptic vesicle clustering
Cellular component (GO): excitatory synapse; postsynaptic density membrane; intracellular membrane-bounded organelle
Source: RefSeq, a predicted model, not a curated record